This is a messenger RNA of Salvelinus fontinalis (brook trout), 1295 nucleotides long. RefSeq lists its product as uncharacterized. The record is from RefSeq and is a predicted model, not a curated record. Gene Ontology annotation, biological process: mitochondrial fusion. The transcript has 13 exons. Lineage: Eukaryota; Metazoa; Chordata; Actinopteri; Salmoniformes; Salmonidae. The annotation marks the transcript as partial.
AUGUUCCUCAUUUUAAAAACAACUGUCCUGGAUGAGGUCCAGUUGGAUGUGCCAUUGGAUGAUGUGCCAGAUGUUCCACUGCUGCCAGUCCUCCUUGAUGUCCAGAAUGCUGCUAUCAUCCUUGAGGAUGUGCCAGAUGUGCAGACUAUCCUUGAGGAGGCCACUGGCAAUUGGCAGUUGAUUCCGAUUAGGUUCAGCCCCCUGUACUGUGGGCCUGUUGUGAUCAGGAACAAUGCCGGUCCGGUGGUUAAAGCUUGGAGAACUUUCCAGUUCAUCAGCCCCAUCAUCACCUACAUGCGUGGGGGAUCCCAGCAGGUGGUGGUGAGGAUGCACCACGUGAGUAGGGUGAGAGGCCUGGAGACUCAACUGGUGUGGGCCAUCUCCAAGGAGACAGCCAGGCUUAGUCCAGAGGGCAUCCCCUACUGUGCCACCAAAGUGCAGUCCAUCACUUGGAUCCAGCGUGUGGCUGGCAGGGUGACCCACUAUGCGUCUCACCUCCGCCACGAGACGUCUGUGGACGUGACGCUUGGCUGCUACCAGCAGACUGAUGUCUCAGUGGUGUACGCCACUCUCCACAUGGGGCUGGACGGGCUUCUCUCCUCUUCAGCGUGGUCGGAGGCUGCCUCCUUCUCUACGCCCACCACUCAGCAGUUCACUGACCCAGAGCCUGAGGGCCACAACUGCUAUGAGGGCUGGGAGGAGGACCUGCUGCCUGAGGAGAGGGAGGUUCCUCUGCUAAACCUCUACCUUAUCACCAAGAGAGUGGAGGACAUUGCCCUGAGGCUCGUCUCCCUGCGCCAGGCCUUCACUACCCUGCUUGGUUCCACCCUGAGCAGGAACCGUCUGUUUGUGGCGGGAAAGGUCCUCCUGGGCGCACUGGUUCAGGCCAACCACAUGGACGAGGCCAAGUUCAUCCGUACCUAUAAGGACUUUGUGGACUACCUGAGUGACCCCUCCAAGCGGAAUGACAUUGAGAGGGAGCUGGCUGAGGCAAAGAUCCAUCAUGUGAACAUGAUAGAUGUCCUCUUUGAGCUGGUGCUGUUUGGGUUAAUGACAGCUCAGAAGUCCCUGAUGGUGCACCCUGGUGGGUUCGUGGAGCGUCUGUACGCUCUCCUGUACUCCUUCCUGCCCACUGCUGCCAACAUGGAGCCAGAGGCUGACAGAUACCUGCUGCUGCUCAAUGAUUCUUGUGACACUUUGCCACCCAACAGGGAUCUAGACACCAAUGCACUACAUUACUUUGCACUGAAUUUGACAUUUUUAAAUAAAACAAGUUGUAGUUCAAAAACAUUUUG